Messenger RNA from Pelecanus crispus (Dalmatian pelican), 4692 nucleotides. The record is from RefSeq and is a predicted model, not a curated record. NCBI's taxonomy places the organism in Eukaryota, Metazoa, Chordata, Aves, Pelecaniformes, Pelecanidae.
AUGGAGACUAUCCCAGUAUCAUCUUCUUUGCAGGAACUGCUUGAUCCCAUGUGGGAUUAUGGGAUCCAUCCUCCUACUGAAAGACGGUGUUUCUCUACACCCCAGGUUCAAGCCCAGGAUGAUGAACAACAAACAAAAUCAACGUUUGUUUCUCCAUCCAUCCUGAAGCAACAAAAACAUUUUCCACCAGCUUCAAAAUCUCAGGAGGUGACAAUCAUUCCACCUUUUCAAAACACACUGAAAGUAAAGGCUGGCAACCCCUCUCACAAUGGCCGUGUGUGCAGCACAUGGGGUAACUUCCACUUCAAGACCUUUGAUGGGGACAUCUUUUACUUCCCUGGGGUCUGCAAUUACAUCUUUGCAUCCAACUGCAAAUCUCCCUUUGAGGACUUCAACAUCCAGAUUAGGCGUACAACGGUGGAAAAUGCUACCACAAUCACUCACGUCAUCAUGAAGCUGGAAGGAGCAGUGAUUGAACUGACCCGUGGCUCUGUCCUGCUUGAUGGCAAAUUGGUUCAGAUGCCCUACAGCCAUAUGGGAGUCUUGAUAGAGAGAAGUAACAGCUAUUUGAAAGUUUCUGCCAAGUUAGGGCUGACCUUCCUUUGGAAUGAAGAGGAUGCCCUCCUGGUGGAACUAGAUAACAAAUAUGCCAAUCAAACUUGCGGACUUUGUGGGGACUUCAAUGGAAUUCCAAUUAGCAAUGAAUUUAUUUCAGAGAAGACAAAACUGACUCCCAUACAGUUUGGGAAUAGGCAGAAGAUGGAUGGACCCACAGAGCAGUGUGCUGAUCCUAUUCCUCCCGCUGUUCUGGUGAACUGCUCAGCUGAAUUUGCUUCUAUCUGUGAGACAGUAUUAACCAGUACAGCAUUUACAAGCUGCAAUGCACUUGUGAAUGUUCAGGACUAUAUUGAAAUUUGCAUGCAAGACCUAUGCCACUGUGAUAGCUCUAUGGCCGACUUCUGCAUGUGCAAUACCUUUGCUGAAUACUCCCGACAGUGUGCUCAUGCAGGUGGACAGCCUCUGAAUUGGAGAACCUCAGAACUGUGUCCCAAACUAUGUCCUUUCAACAUGCAAUACCAGGAGUGUGGAUCCCCCUGCUCUGAUACAUGCAGCAACCCGGAACGAUCUGCACUUUGUGAAGAUCACUGUACAGACGGCUGCAUCUGUCCUCCAGGCAAGNNGGUAUUUGAUGACAUUAAUGGUGCUGGCUGCAUUCCCCGUAAAGAAUGCCACUGUACCUAUGAAGGUGAAACUUAUGCUCCUGGUGCCUCCUUCUCAUCUAAAUGCAGAUCAUGUACCUGUGCUGGAGGUGAAUGGUCUUGUGUCACCCAGUCAUGCCCCGGGACUUGCAGCAUUGAAGGAGGCUCCCACAUUUCAACAUUUGAUGAGAAAUAUUAUUCCUUCUUUGGAGACUGUAGCUAUGUCCUAACCAAGCUCUGUAACAGCAAUGAAUUCACUGUUCUGGGAGAUAUCCACAAGUGUGGCCUCACUGACACUGAGACAUGCCUCAAGGGUAUAGCCGUCAGCCUUAGUGGAGGACAAACUAACAUUGUGAUCCAGUCUUCCGGCAGUGUAUUUGUGAAUAUGAUCUACACACAGCUCCCAUUCUCUGCAGCGAAUGUCACCAUCUUCAGACCAUCAUCUUUCUUCAUCAUUCUGCAAACAACCUUUGGUCUUCAGCUACAGGUUCAGCUCGUGCCUCUCAUGCAACUUUUUAUAGACUUAGACCCAUCGCAUAAAGGGCAGACCUGUGGUCUCUGUGGAAACUUCAAUGACAUGCAGACAGAUGAUUUCAAAACCACCAGUGGUAUAACAGAGGGUACUUCAGCUGCCUUUGGUAAUACUUGGAAAACUCGGGCUGAUUGUCCUGAUGCCAAAAAUACCUUUGAGAACCCCUGUACUGUCAGCAUACAAAAUGACCAGUAUGCCCAGCACUGGUGUGGACUGCUCUCUGAUACCAUGGGACCUUUUGGUGAAUGUCACUCAACAGUGAAUCCAGAAGUUUACCAGAAGAACUGCAUGUUUGACACGUGUAACUGUGAGAAGAGCGAGGACUGCAUGUGUGCUGCCCUUUCCAGCUAUGUCAGGGCCUGUGCCACUAAAGGAGUUCUCCUCACUGGAUGGAGGAGCAAAGCCUGCACAAAAUACACCACCGUGUGUCCAAAAUCCUUGAAGUACACUUACAAUGUCGAUUCCUGUCAACCCACCUGCCGGUCUCUGAGUGAGCCUGAUGUCACAUGCAGCAUCACGUUUGUCCCAGUUGAUGGCUGCACCUGCAUAAAUGGAACCUACAUGGAUGAAAGUGGCAAAUGUGUGCCUGCUUCCAGCUGUCCUUGUUACUACAAAGGAAUGCCUCUGUCUUUUGGAGAAGUUAUUCAUGAUAAUGGCAUUGUCUGCACUUGCACCAAUGGAAAGCUGAGUUGCAUUGGAGAGAAACCUCAACCAGUCUGCGUACCUCCUAUGGUCUAUAUUGACUGUGGCAAUGCCACUGCAGAUGUGGUAGGAGCAGGAUGCCAGAAGAGCUGUCAGACUGUAGAUACAGAAUGUUACAGAACCCACUGUGUCUCUGGCUGUGUAUGUCCUCAUAACCAAGUGUUAGAUGACAAAGGUGGCUGUAUAGCUCCAGAAGACUGUCCAUGUGUUCACAAUGGGAAUUCCUACAGUCCAGGAGAAUCAAUCCGAGUUGGCUGUAACAACUGCACGUGUAGAAACAGAAAAUGGUACUGCUCUGAGGAACCUUGCCUCGAAACCUGUUCUGUUUAUGGAGAUGGGCAUUACACCACCUUUGAUGGCAAACGCUUUGAUUUUGAAGGAGACUGUGAAUACGUUCUGGUCCAGAACUACUGUGGUCAACAAAGUAUGAAUCAGGGAACCUUCAGAGUCAUCACUGAGAACAUUCCAUGUGGCACUACAGGAACCACCUGCUCUAAGUCUAUUAAAGUUUUCCUGGAGAACUAUGAGCUGGUACUCAGUGAUGGACACUCUGAUGUUAUCCAGAGGACAACUGGAGGAAAAAUGCCAUUCCAAAUCCGUUCCAUGGGCAUCUACCUGGUGGUUGACACUACUGUUGGCCUAAUACUCAUGUGGGACAAGAAAACCAGUAUAUUCAUCAAACUUAGUCCCAGCUUUCAGGGACACAUCUGUGGACUUUGCGGAAACUAUGAUGGCAAUGGAAAUAAUGACUUCACUACUCGCAGUCAGUCUGUAGUAGGAAAUGUGCUGGAGUUUGCCAAUAGCUGGAAAGUGUCUUCUAGUUGCCCAAAUGCCAAUCGUACCAAGGAUCCAUGCACUGUGAACCCAUACAGGAAAGUCUGGGCACAGAAGCAAUGCAGCAUCAUUACCAGUAAAGUGUUUGCAAAGUGUCACUCCCAGGUUGAACCAAAUGAAUAUUAUCAAGCAUGCGUGGAGGAUGCUUGUGCCUGCGACACUGGAGGAGAUUGUGAAUGUUUCUGUUCAGCAGUAGCUGCCUAUGCUCAAGCGUGCAAUGAGCAGGAUGUCUGCAUUUCAUGGAGAACCCCAUCCAUUUGUCCUCUGUUCUGUGAUUACUACAAUCCACAAGGGGAAUGUGAGUGGCACUACAAGCCAUGUGGAGCCCCUUGUAUGAAGACCUGCAAUAAUCCAAGUGGGAACUGCCUUCAUGAAUUGAGAGGUUUGGAAGGCUGCUAUCCACACUGUCCAAAGAACAAGCCCUAUUUUGAUGAAGAAACCAUGACUUGUGUUUCUAAUUGUGGUUGUUAUGAAAAUGGAAAAAAUUACAAACCAGGAAUGCAGAUGCCUUCAAAUCAGAACUGUCAAUCAUGUGAAUGCACAAAUCAUGGCAAAAAAUGCAAAUAUGAUGAAUAUGAAUGUGUCUGCACUUAUGAGGGACAGAAAUACAACUACAAAGAUGUGAUCUACAAUACUACAGAUGGCACAGGAAGGUGUAUUGUUGCAACCUGUGGUCACAAUGGAAAGCUUCAAAGGGUUUACUAUAACUGUCCGAUCACAACACCACCUGCCACUACUUCCACAGUAUGUGUUCGUGAAGUCUGUGAGUGGUCAGAAUGGUAUGAUGGGAGUCUGCAAACCCCUGGCCCUGAUGGCGGAGAUUUUGAAACCUUUAAUGAUUUGAGAACUAAAGGUUAUGAUGUCUGUAAAACUCCACACGCUGUUGAAUGUAGAGCACAGAAAUUCCCUAAUAUACCACUGAAAGACCUUGGCCAAAAAGUAGAAUGCAAUACAACAGCUGGGCUUAUAUGUUACAACAAAGAUCAAAAUUCAACAAUGUGCAACAAUUACGAAAUCAGAAUCUUAUGCUGUGUUUUUGUACCAUGCUCUUCCACAACACAUUUCAGCAUGUCAACACCGAUGACAACUGCAGCUAAGAGCACAGAAACAUCAAGUCCAACUGAAGAAACUACAUCAUUUUCAACCACUACAACAUCAACAGUUACUACAGCUUCUGAAAGUACAAUAUUCAAACCUUCAGCUACUAAAGAAACAACCACAAGAAAAACUGAAAGGCCAACACCUGUCACCACUUCUCCUUCAACAACUCCUCUUUGCAGUAAAGAAGAAUGUUACUGGUCAAUCUGGUAUGAUGUCAGUUACCCAGGUUCUGGAUACAACGAUGGGGAUUUUGAUACAAUUCAAAACAUUGAAAAAGAAGGAUACAAAGUCUGUGAUAAUAGAAAGGCUGUUGAAUGCAGAGCA